This is a messenger RNA of Raphanus sativus (radish), 960 nucleotides long. RefSeq lists its product as uncharacterized. The record is from RefSeq and is a predicted model, not a curated record. Gene Ontology annotation, biological process: RNA processing. Gene Ontology annotation, molecular function: RNA binding; RNA methyltransferase activity. NCBI's taxonomy places the organism in Eukaryota, Viridiplantae, Streptophyta, Magnoliopsida, Brassicales, Brassicaceae. The transcript has 4 exons. The coding region runs from base 32 to 694 and encodes 220 amino acids.
AAAACCCUCACAGAGAAGAAGAGGAAGAGGGAUGGUGGGAUACGAGAGCUACGUGGUUGUUCACAACAUAGCGAAGCGACACAACGUGGGAACACUAGCUCGAAGCGCGACGGCGUUCGGCGUAACGGAGCUGAUACUCGUGGGCCGCCGUGACUUCAACGCCUUCGGAAGCCAUGGUUCCGCUUCUCACGUCCGUUUCCGACACUUUCACUCUUUAAUCGAAGCUCGCGACUACCUCAAGGAGGAGAAAGAAUGCGAUAUAUGCGGCGUUGAGAUCGCAGAUGGAGCUGCUCAGGUCAAUGAACAUCCUUUCAAAAGAAACACUGCUUUUCUUCUGGGUAAUGAGGGAUCAGGGUUAUCUGCCAAAGAGUAUGAGAUAUGUGACUUCUUUGUUUACAUUCCUCAGUAUGGCUGUGGCACUGCCUCUCUCAAUGUUACUGUUGCAGCUUCUAUUGUCUUGCAUCAUUUUGGAGUUUGGGCGGGAUUUUCUGAACGUGUCCGAGAUGGAAGCAAAUUCAUAGUGGCUGAUAAACCAGCUAGGCAAGGAAGACGGAAUUUCUGUGCUGGUACAGAAGAAUCCAUCGUUGAAGAGCGGAAGCUGAGGAAAGAAAGCGCAGAAAAUGGCUUCUUUGAUGAAAACGGAAACGAGAGUUCAUCCACCGAGCUUCUCAACGGUUUGUUCCUUAACGAAUAGUUGUCUUUAAAUUAAGGAACAAAGGUCUUGGUUUUGGGGUUUUAAAUUCUGGGGCAACAUCAAAAACAUUCCCUUCCGUAUUUUUUUUUUUUAUCAAGCAGAGUCAGGUCCUUCCUUAGUUACGAAAGCCUCUUCUAAUAUUUGUUUUGCAAGUAGAGAUAGAGCAUGAUGUUUUAAGGUGAUAACAGUAUCUCUCUGCUCUUGUGUUGUAUUAGUAUGGACAUGUUUUGAAGAUGUUUUCAGUUGGUAGUAGUGUCUCUUUGCUC